Molecule: messenger RNA, 762 nt
Organism: Lathyrus sativus (Indian pea)
Lineage: Eukaryota; Viridiplantae; Streptophyta; Magnoliopsida; Fabales; Fabaceae
Source: the annotation of a GenBank genome assembly
AUGGCGACCACUCAGCUUACUGCUUCAUCGAUUUCAACGAGGAAUUUUUCAUCCUUUGAAGGGCUUCGAACUUCAUCAAUUCAAUUUCGUAGUAAGAAUGUUAGAAUUGGUAUUUCCACACAAAGGUUGUUCCCGUCUAUGGUUGUUAAAGCUGCCACUGUUGUUGCCCCAAAGCAUACCUCACUCAAGCCACUAGGUGAUAGAGUACUGGUAAAAAUUAAGGAUGCAGAAGAGAAAACUUUGGGUGGAAUUAUACUUCCAUCAACUGCGCAAUCAAAGCCUCAAGGGGGUGAGGUGGUUGCUGUUGGAGAAGGGAAGACAGUUGGGAAGAACAAUGUUGAAAUUAGUGUGAAGGCUGGUGCACAAGUUGUGUACUCAAAGUAUGCAGGGACUGAGGUGGAGUUCAAUGGUUCAAAACAUCUUAUACUUAAAGAUGAUGACAUUGUUGGUAUUCUUGAAACCGAUGAGGUCAAGGAUCUUAAACCCUUGAGCGAUAGAGUCUUGAUAAAGAUUGCAGAAGCUGAGGAAAAAACUGCUGGUGGUUUGUUGCUCACGGAAGCAACCAAGGAGAAACCAUCCGUUGGCACCGUGAUAGCUGUUGGUCCAGGGUCUGUGGAUGAAGAAGGCAACAGGAAACCGUUAUCCAUUACACCCGGGAAUACAGUUCUUUACUCCAAAUACGCGGGGAAUGACUUCAAGGGCAAAGAUGGUUCUGACUAUAUUGCUUUGAGAGCCUCAGAUGUCAUGGCAAUUCUUUCUUAG